AUGGCAAUCAGAAAUAAAUCAUUCCAAGGGCCGCUGCAAAGAGUGCUCAAACUAUCGGAUUUAUCCGAAUCAAGUGCAGCAUGGCAUACCUUUUGUUCCGCGCAAAACCAGAACCUCAUGUCAUUUCUGCCUGUAGCAAGAGUGUGUGAUAGAGAAUUAUCUCUCUCUCUCUAUUACUUAAUUUAACUCGACCUCUAGUUGGGCCUCUAGAUGCGCAACGCCACGAGGGCAUCUUUUUUCUCCGUCUUGUCGCUACUCGCGUACUCGAGUCGGGCCUCGCUGUACGGCUCGCUCCUUCUAAUCCCCGUGAAGCCAUUUGGGAAAUCCAGAAGUACGGGAAACACUAGCGGCUUGGCGCGUUGCCUCGCUCUGUCCGACUUUCCUCCAGCGCCUGUUCAGCCUAAGGGUCCUGCUUUUUAUAUCAGCAGGGGAAAGAGGUAAAACACGCUGUAUAAGGCUGGCGAGAUAAAAGAUCCUCGCCAUUUUACACCACCUUGUACAGAAGUCCACGUGUAAAAACCUAACCCUAUAAUAAUAAAAGCAGGUGAGAAGGAGAGGGAAUUCACGGAGUGAAUUACCCUAUCCGCCGAAGCCAUUUUAUUAUUAUCGAUAGAGAAUUAUCAGUCAAUGAAUUUACAGAGUUCCAAGCCAACAAGCAAUUCGUCUCUGUCUUAGUCUCCUCAAUUACAGAAAGCAUGGUCUUACACUUAGCCCGUCUGCAAGCAUUUAAAGACAGCCAGGACGAGCACUCUGAGCCUCAAAGCAUUUUGAACGAAAUGUCUGAACAACUUUUCCCUUUUCUGAGGAUUCUCCAAUCACUGAUGCUGAGAAAUGAUGGCAGCACAAAAAUCAAUAUAGAAAUGAUCGAGCAGCUGAUUUCUUUUUAUGAUUUGUUAAAAUCCGUAACAAAUUCCAUCAAUGAAGAUCCAAACCAAUUGAUAUUGAAAUAUUAUUGUUUAUUUUCUGAUACUAUAUGACUACUAAUUUAUAGGAGAAAGAGACAAAAUGACCAAGAAGUGAAAUUGCUUAAUUUGGCUUACCAAAAUCUUGAAGGGCUGCUACUGGAGCUCAUAACAAAAGAAAAUCUUAAAUUUCUUGCCACUGAACCUAUAAGUACACAGCAAAACAAUAUAAAAUUAGCAUUAAAAUUCAAUGAAAGAUCUUCAGAAGUCGAUUUAGCCUUGUAUUUAAUUCUAGCCCUUUGUCAGAUAUGCAAGCUUCCACAGCCAGUAGGGGUGCAAUUAACUCUAUCAGACACAAUUCCUAAAGCCAUGACUUUUAUCUUAAGCAUUGAGGAUUUCCGAACAUUUCAACAUACUAGUAAAACACGACUGGCCUUAGAGAAGUCAGUAUUAAUUCUGGAGCUGCUUAACUCUGUAUGCUAUUUAACAUCAAAACUAGAGCAUCAAGGCAAACAGUUUCUGAAAGGCAACCAAGACAAACUUAAAGGGAUUUUUUACUAUAGCAUUCAGAACUAUGUGAAGUAUUAUAUGACUGUUGAAGUCUUAGACUAUGAGCAUGAUAAUGGAUAUCUUGGCCAAUUCUAUCGAAAUUUAUAUACACUUAUUUCCACAAAUGCACUUAGCAGUGAUCUAGAAGGAAUUCCAAUCAUGCUGUUUUCUCUGCUAGUUCAAGGAGAUUUAGUUAAAGAGCUUGAUACUCGAACUCCGCAAGUCCAGGCAUUUACUUUACAAUUUCUGGAGAAAUUUUUACAGCUAAUAGGAAAAAAGAAAACAGAUAAUAAAUUUUCCCACAUGAAGGAAUUUGGCUUAAUAGGCACUUUAUUUUCGAAGCCUUUAUUUGAUGUAGACGAAAUAUAUGAGAAUGACAAAGAAGGAUUUGGCUCAGAGUGCUUGGGAUCCUGAAACAGAAUUUGGGCUUUUCUAACAGAAAACCCUAAAAACAUCGAUUGGAUUUGCAAUGCAAUUGUGAGGCAUAUAAAGCUCAGUCAAACGGACUAUAAAUACUUGCUAAAAAUUAAUUUAUGAAUGAGAGAACAGUUUGAUACGAACCAAGAAAUCGGAGAGGGCUUUAUAAGGAAUGGGAUUGUGGAAGAAAUUAUCCAUGUCAUUAUUCAACUGAAGAAGUCAAACGAGCAUGAUGAUCAGCUGAUAACGUUUUUUAUCAUGGUUAAAUCUAUGCUUGAAAUGUAUGAUAUUUCCCAACUGACCAAGGUAAAUGGAAUCAUGGACCCCUUGCUCCAGGAUAUGCUGCUAUAUGAUCCAGUUAUAGGAUUUUCCCAUAGAUAGCGCUGUUUGCCCUUGAUUUGCCCACUGGGAAAAUUUUUUGGUUCUGCCAGUACCAUAUGGUUUGGUCAAACCAAAAAAUUUUUCCUCAUGGGCAAAUCAAGGGCAAACAGCGCCAUCUAUGGGAAAAUUCUAUACCUCUGAUUUGUGUUUAUCUUGCAUCUCCAGAAUUUUAAGGUACCAAGACUCCGCAAGUUGUGCCAGCUUUCAAUCUUUAUUAACCAGGAUCGACGACAUCGAUAUGAGCAUUAAACUCCUAAACUCAAUGCAGGAAUCUCUACGAGAAGUCUCUACCAAGCGUGGCUGCCAAGAAAAUUUUGUGAAAGGAGGAGUCCUUAAAACACUCAAAAAUAAACUUACAAAGCCAUAUUCUGAUACUCCAACAGACAAAAUCAUUUUGCUAUGAGCAAGCGUCCUUGAAUGCGUAAGGUUCUUAAUUGAAGAUAACCCAGUUUGUAAGAAGCAAAUCCAUGAGUUUGAUUUCAGCGCCAUUGCAAAUACAAUCCGAUCUGACUCAUUUCAAACUCUUAGAGCACUGAUUUACACAAAAUCCAUUGAGUCUUUGCUUUAUAUUUUGUACGAAAAUAACAACUUACGAACUGAAGAGCUGCUUAAUGUAAAAACACCUGAAGUUAUCCCGCUAGUUAUCGAGUUGCUUGCAGACUCUGGCAGCAAUGAUUUUUGUUCUUACAUUAACCACUCUUUAGUUGACUCUAUAAAUGCAGCUCAUUUUGCUAAUCGUCGAACCACUGAUAUUUUACUUAAUGUGUUAAAGCGCCAAUACUCUGAGCAGCUAUUUAAUUUCAUAGAGGACGUGCUUUCUAAAGUGAUGUCCCACCACAUUACUCCACAAGAACUCCAAAAAAUCAUUGAUAUUGCAAGAGCAUCAUGCCACAUGCCUGAGAAGCAGCUUCUUUUGUAUAGAUGUCUGUCUCGAGCAAUAGAAAACUCUUUUGUGCCUAUAGACCAUAUAAAGUUUGAAAACCAUGUUGGGCUAUCGCCUACCAGAUAUUUCUGCUUCAGGUAUCCUAAAUGCUUUUUAAAGUGCACAACUGAUGAAGAUUUUUCAUUCCUUCCUCCAAAAAAAGAAUUUUCUAUCUUUGCGUGAAUUUAUCCUGAAAAGCUUGACUCUUAUAGCAGCUGCUUUCUAGAGUUUUCUGAUGGCAAGAGUUCUUAUUUCUCUGUCAGCUUGACUGAUCAAAAAAUGACUGUAGAAUAUAUUGACGGAAAAUCAGUUUUCAAGGUCACAAGCUCAGGGCAACUUUUAGAAAGGGAAUGAAAUCUAAUUGGAGUUUCCCUCAAGGGAGCUUCUCGUUAUAUCCCAACUCCAUUCAUGGGAGUCAAAUUUGACGUUGAUUUAUGCAUCAACGGAGAAGUGAAUAAUAAAAAGUCUAUAGAAGGGUCAAUCUGCUGCCUUAAAGAAAAUUUUACUCAAAUGAUGUGUGGAAAUAACGCUGAGCUGGAGUCUCCAUUCAUUGGGAGAAUUACCUCCCUUUAUAUCACUAGCCGAAGUCUAUUGGAUUAUCACUAUUCACAAAUAUAUGGGCUUUCUUUUCAAUACAACUUAAAUUACUACCCAGAAGAAGUUUCUACUUCUGAAAGCUUCGUUGUCAAUAAGAUCGUGCUCAAAGAAAUUUACAAUUCUUUUGUUUUCCAAUGGCAUCCAAGAAAUCGCCUACCUGUUUGCUCUGCUUCGAGAGUUAUGGUGCAAGACGAGUGUGAAAGGUUCAAUGGUGUGACUGUACUUGAAGCAAUAUCAGCUAAUGGGGGGUUGAAAAUAUUGAUGCCGCUGAUAAAAGAAUGAUGGGACUCAGAAAAAAAUGAUAGAGGAGUUGUUCUGAUUUUAAAUAUGAUAGGAGAUAUCUGUCAAGCUCAGUCUUUAGAAAGCAUCAUAACAAAAGAAUUUUUUGAUUUAUUAGGACUUGUCCUUGAAGAAUCUAUCACAGAAAUCACUGAAAGUUUGCUGGAGUCAAUUAAAAAAAUUGUAGGAAAGCUCGGAUGAAACCCAGAAAGGCAGUUUCAGGCGUUAAAAAGUCUUUUGCUAAAUAAGAAGUUAUGGACAAAACUGACUUCAGAUUUGCAAGAAAACUACUUGCUCUCUCAAACGAAUAAUGGCCAGAAUAAUUUCAGAAUUUUUGUGCUUUUCUUAAAUAAAUAGGAUUAAGUUAUUAAAUUUUCAGAGUUUGUGCCUUUCCUCAUUUUAAAUUAUUUUAUCGGAUAAGUGUUUUUUAGUAACUCCCUCCUUUUAAGAUUUUUUGCUUGGUGAAUUAUUUUAAAAAAGUUUAAUUAAAACAUUUUUUUCAAAUUUUUAAAAAAUUCAUAUAUUUAAUAGAAUAUUCUAAAUAGUUUAUAAAUUUAAGUUUUAGAAUAAAAGAUAUAUUAAAUUAGAUAGAGACCGCGCUAUAAAAAUUACUAAUUAUAUUAAAAAUUUUCAUCUUUGUUCUUAUUUGGAUUAACUUUCCAAAAAAUAGGCAUUUUUCAAUGCUUCGCUUGCUCUGAAAGGGGAAUAGAGUAAGUGAUAUUAAAGAUAAAAAAUUUAAUACAAUAAAAGAGUUUUCCCGGCUAAAUGGGGAAGAUAGGAACUCUUUCGCUGUAUAUCCCUUAUCAUUUUCAAUGCACACCAGAAAAAUAUUCUCUUGUUUACACUCAUCUAGGUUCCAUUAAAAACACAUCUCUAGAAUUUGUCCUUGAAAUCCUUGAAAAGCUUCUCCCCAAAGAAAUUGAGUGUAGCCACGUAGAAGCAAUAACAGCUGUCAUUUUCCGAAUGAUGGACGAAAACCAAGUGCUCCUAGGGAUGUUCUUGGAAAUGCUCAAUAGAAGAGCCAAAAUGAAAAAGAAUUGCAUCUUAGAUGUCUGCACUGUUAUGCUUUAUUUGCUGGAAAAAAAUAAAUCUCCUGAAAUCCAAGCUCAUACAUUGAGAAUCUUAAAUACUAUUCUAAACGAAAUUCCUCUGAUGUCACCACUUGAAAGGAAGUCAGCAGUUAUUAGUGCAAGAGAUGAAUUUGAAAUGAUUGAUUUAUUGUUCUAUGCUAUUGACAAGAGGCUUGAUGGAGUCAUUCAUAAAGAAACUUAUAAAAUUAUUGUUGAAAUAGCUCAGAAUUUCACAAACUUUGCAGAUCAAAGAAUUGGGGAUAAGUUUGGAAUGUUCGCAGAUUUAGUAACUAAACGACUUUCUGAGAGCCCAGAAGCAGAUUUUAUCCUAACUUAGUCUUUAUUAGUAAUGAGCAUAUUUUAUAUUGGUUUAAAAUACAAUUAAUAUUAAAUGAUUUUUUAAUUAAAUUUUUAUUUUUUAAAAAGUGAUAACCAGUUUCAAAGAAAAUACCCCCUCAGAUUUGGUUUGCAAUAAUAAAGGAGGUAAGAGAUAUUAAUCUAUUAGUGGAAAAGGACGCAAAAUACUCAACACUUCUGUUUAACAGAGAAAACUUUCCAAUGUGGAUUUACAGCUUUUAUUCCAAAGAAAGCUACGCUGAAGCGGAAAACUUGUCAUUAUCCUUAUUAAGUGAUUUAAGACAUAUGAAAAACUUUAAUAAGUUGCGAGCCCUGAUGAUUGGAAUAUCAACAGAAAAUAGGCAUGAUGGCUUCAACAAGGCGCUCGACUUUUACCUCAAACUUCUUUUAAAAAUAAACGCUGCUCACUCAUUCAAUGAAAAUAUUGAAUUAUUUUUGGAUUUCUCAAGUGUGUUAGAAGACUUAAUCCACCCUGACUACAUAGGAGUAGCAGAACUCAACAUUAACCUCUAUUGCACAGUUAUCCACAACUUGCUCGAAAUCAGCAAAGAUCUGCGGCUUGUCUUCUGUACUUUCCCAUACAUUCCUCCAAUUUCUUUCGAAAGCCUAAAUGCUUUGCUAAAAGAAAUGCCUGGAGACAGAUCAAUUCCUGACUCAACUCUAUUUAUGAGAGAAGGAGGAUUUCUAAGGCUUAUCCUCAAAUUCAUUUUCAUCGGCUUAGGGAUCAGCCAAGAAAAGAUGCUAAUAGAUGACUUAAAAUACAUCCUUAAGGGGGGAAACAUGUCAUCUCCGUACUUAAUUUUUAACAUGCCACAAAAGCAGGAAUGGGAAAAAAGAUUCAACGAAAGAGCUGUGGAGUUGCAUACUAGCAUCUAUGCAAACUUCCCUCCACGAAUGGGCGAUUUACUUUAUUCGCAAGACUUUCUGGCAGCUUAUGUGCUAGCUGAAUGCACUGAAAUUUUGGUUUUCAGCUCAGACCAGCCUCUUUUGAAAUUUUUAAGAGAAUUUAUUAAAGAAUCUGAAGUGUACAUAUCGCUCAAUAAGCUAGUCAGCAACUUAACCCAAAAAGAGAUUGAUGAGCUCUACAGUCUUAUGAAAGAGUAUAAAUUCAAUUUUUGCAGCACAUCAAGAUCUCGCUUCCAUCAGCUAGAAAAAAACAAGUUCAUUCACCAUCUGAAUGUCCAUCUUCAGCAAGAUUUUUGCCCAUUAUUUAACAACUUCCAGCUUGAAAUCAAGGAGCAGUCAGAUAAUCUCAAGCGUUUGAAAGACCAAGCAUCUUCUCUGAAGACGCUUCUAUGCUCUACUGAUUGGAUAUCGAAUGUACAUUUCUUUAUCCUCGCUGCCACCUCAAUGAAACUGAACUUUAUUUCUUCAACAGUAAGACUGCCUGAUUACUAUAAGCCAAAAUCGAGCUGGAUGGACCAAAACCGAGGGAGUUUAGGUGCUAACGAUAGUUUAACUGUCAACCUCAAUCAGCACAUCUCAGCUAAAGAAGAAAGCAUUAAUGAACUGCAUAAUAACUACGAGCAAAACCAAGACCGCGCAAAACUGCUGUUAAACAAAAGAUACUGGCAAUUCCUUAAGCAGCAUGAAAAGCUGAAAAUAAUUUUGGCAGGCCAGAUCCACGAGCAUUAUAAGCUUAGACAAGUUUUUGAUAGAAUUGGAAGAAUGCCUUUUAUUGAGACUACAAAUAAAGCGAGAAGCUCUUCGAGAAAUAUAUCAUGUGCUCCAAGCACGGCUGAAAUUGGAAGACUGUCACACAUAGCUAAAGUAGAUAUCGAAGUUAAUGAUAAUAGUGAAGAUCCAGCUGAAACUGACCUUACAAUGACUUCUACAGGUGAAGCAGAUGAGUCCAGCCAGAACCCAUUUGACGAGUCACCUUCUUCUGCCACAGUCUUUACAGAGCUCAAGCAAACAGUUCGCUUUGAAUGCGAAUGGAUCAGUGUUACACAAAGUGUCUUCGGGUUUAUCGAAAUAUCUCAAAAUUACUUAAUCUACGUUAGUGAAGGAAAAGAGAAGCCCGAAACAAGAGCUUACUUUGGCAGCGCUUUAAAGUUUACUCAGCGUACUUGUGAGACUAAAAAAAUUUGGGAAACACAAGAUAUGGCUGAAGUUUUACCACGAAGAUUCAUCCAUCAGCACACAGCAAUUGAAGUUUAUCUGAGAAAUGGGAAAUCGAUGAUGUUCAACCUUUUUGACACUGCUAAGCGAGAUGAAGCCUUGAACAGCAUGAAGAGUUGGGAAAAAGGAGGAGUCAAGGUGAUCAAAGAAAUUUCGCAGAAAUUGAUAUUGUCAUAUGCUAAGCAAUGGCAGUCAGGAAAGCUAAGCAAUAUGGAGUAUUUGCUAAUUCUCAACAAACUCAGCAGUCGCUCAUUUAAUGAUAUCAGCCAAUAUCCAAUCUUUCCUUGGGUUAUAAAAGAAUUCAAUAUCGAUGUGCUCAAUUUAGACGAGCCGGGAGUAUACAGAGACUUGAGUUAUCCGAUCGGAGCUUUGAACCCAGAAAGCAAAGCAGAAGCUAUAAGGAAGUUCACUAUGUGGAAAGAUGAAGAAAUUCAGCCAUUUCACUAUGGAUCCCACUAUUCAAGCGCUGGAAUUGUUUUGCACUAUUUAGUUCGUCUUGAUCCAUUUACCGAACAAGCACAGUCACUACAAGGCGGGCACUUCGAUGUUCCUGACAGGCUUUUCUACUCAGUUGAAGCUGCCUGAGAAAGCGGUCAAGGGACGAGCGGAGAUGUGAAAGAAAUGGUGCCUGAGCUCUUCUAUCUUCCAGAAAUCUUUUUAAACCUCAACAAAGAGAACUUUGGAGUAAGGCAAGAUCAUAUCAAAGUAGACGACGUCGAGCUGCCUAAAUGGGCUAAGUCUCCAUCAGACUUCGUAAGAAAGCAUAGACUUGCUUUAGAAUCCUGGUAUGUGAAUCAAAAUCUUCACAACUGGAUUGAUUUGAUCUUUGGCUACAAACAGCAUGGAAAGCCUGCAGAGAACUUUUAUAACACUUUUUGUUCAAUCACAUAUGAGGAUAUGUUUAGAAGGCUGCUAGCAGCGAAUGCUGAGGAGGACUAUGAAUCUCUGCAAGGUUAUGUCGAACAAGUUGUUCAUUUCGGUCAAACACCUGUCCAGCUCUUUAAAGUCCCGCACCCUGUUAGAGACAAAGUCUCGAAGUCUCUAACCAUUUUUGAAAAAUGCAGGAAUGAGGCAGGAUUUGAAAAUAUGGAUUACAGGUGCUAUGAAGUUGAAGGAGUGAUUUAUGCACUUAUUCCAACUGCCAAAAAUUUAAUAGGUGUAAAAGGGCUAGGGAAUAAGCUGAUUUUGAUGAAGAUGACUAUAAGGAAAGACCUUGAAGAGCUGAAGGUGGAUUUUUCUAGCUAUAGAGAGUAUGACUUGGAAGGGGUUACAAAUUUAGUGCUAGAGGAUUGGGAAGAAGGAGUCCAGUGGAAAUAUAGCUACUCAAGUGACAGCAAUUCUACAUUGAAGCAUAAUCCUUAUCAGUUUUGCAUUUGGGAAGAGGAUAAGCUGGUUUCAGGGUUCCAUAUUGACAACUCUUUCAAAGUCCAUAAACUCAAUGGAAAUUUGCUUAUGUCUAUUUGCCAUCAUGCAGGGCUGGUCACCUGUGUGGCUGCCGCUUCUUUCUUGUUUUCAGGCUCAAUGGAUACAUCAAUAGUUUCCUGGUCAAAUUUCCUUUCAGACUCCACUAAAGCAAAACCCUACAACUUAUAUCUUGGACACACAGAAGCCAUCAAGCAGCUAUCUGUGUCUGGUAAUUAUCAAGUCUUGGUUUCUCUUUCUAAUGAUGGCACAGUUCUUCUCCACGAUAUCCGCUCUGCUGAGUGUCUAAAAAAGCUUUUUGGAAAGAGCGAGAACCCUUGCAAAUUUAUAUCAAUCAGCGAGAUGGGACUUGUGGCUUGCAGUAUUUACCCAGAUGUUAUCAGGAUAUUUUCUAUAAAUGGCAGCGAAUUCAGAGACAUCUAUAUUGAUCAAGAUGAGAUUCAUAAUGUCCAUGACAUGCAGUUCAAUAAAACAGGUGAAAAUCUGCUGAUCGGUACAAACAACGCUGUAGGCUUUUAUGAUAUUUUUGAAGAAAAUAUCAAAGCGUUCAAGAGAGUUUGCGAAAAUAUUAUCACAGUGGUGUACCCCACUGGGCAGGAGUUCUUGAUUUUCGCAAUCAAUAAAGACACAACCUCUGUAAUUUAUACUUUGGAAACAUCUGCAAAAGACGCAAGAAGACUUAUGAUUAGAUCUGGAGCAGGCAUAAAUAAUUAA
Molecule: messenger RNA, 9731 nt
Organism: Blepharisma stoltei
Lineage: Eukaryota; Ciliophora; Heterotrichea; Heterotrichida; Blepharismidae
Source: the annotation of a GenBank genome assembly